UGGCUUGAAAACUUUUAAAAAGCUGUUUCAGUGCUUCAAGUUAGGGGGGAGUUUUUUGUUUUGUUUUUUUAAAAACAAGGUCUCAGCACUUUUCUUUCAGGAAAGGGGGAGGAAGGACAACCAGACAAAAGAGCAGGAGGCUUUUAAAGUUUAAAUAGGCAGGUUUGGGUGCCUGAAGUAGUGUCCUUUAACCCUCUGAGGAACUGAAGCACUUGUUUUACCUUCUUCACUGCUAACUCACAAGGUAAGGAUGGAACUUUCUUACCCUUUGAGUGAGUUUCAAGGAAAUCUUCUGAAACUAUUACUUGAACACUUUGACUUGAACACUAAAUGUAGCAGCCAGUGAAGAUGGGUGAUUGGAGUGCUCUGGGAAGGCUCCUUGACAAAGUCCAAGCCUAUUCGACUGCAGGAGGGAAGGUGUGGCUGUCUGUCCUGUUCAUCUUCCGAAUUUUGUUGCUCGGGACAGCGGUGGAGUCUGCCUGGGGAGAUGAGCAAUCAGCGUUCCGGUGCAAUACCCAACAGCCUGGUUGCGAAAAUGUCUGCUAUGACAAAUCCUUCCCAAUCUCCCACGUGCGCUUCUGGGUUCUGCAGUUCAUUUUUGUGUCAGUGCCAACACUCCUGUACUUAGCACAUGUGUUCUACGUGAUGCGGAAAGAAGAGAAGCUAAACAGGAAAGAAGAAGAGCUGAAGCUUGUCCAAAGUGAGGGUGUGAAUGUAGACAUGCACCUCAAACAAAUAGAAAUUAAGAAAUUCAAGUACGGGAUUGAAGAGCACGGCAAGGUCAAAAUGCGCGGGGGACUGCUCCGCACCUACAUUAUCAGCAUCAUUUUCAAAUCUGUCUUUGAGGUGGCUUUCUUAGUCAUACAGUGGUACAUCUAUGGGUUCACUCUGCAAGCCAUUUACACUUGUGAACGGGUGCCUUGCCCACACAAGGUGGAUUGCUUCCUCUCCCGUCCCACAGAGAAAACUAUCUUCAUUAUCUUCAUGCUAGUGGUAUCUUUAGUUUCUCUCAGCUUGAACAUUAUUGAAAUCUUUUAUGUCACCUUCAAGAGCGUUAAGGAUCGCAUGAAGACAAAAAAUGAUCCUUUCUCUCCCAACAGUGGCUUGAGUCCCUCCAAGGAAUGUGGAUCCCCAAAAUACGCCUACUUCAAUGGUUGCUCCUCUCCAACUGCUCCCUUGUCACCCAUGUCUCCACCAGGAUACAAGCUUGUCACCGGAGACAGGAACAAUUCCUCCUCCUGUCGUAACUACAAUAAGCAAGCCAGUGAACAAAACUGGGCAAAUUACAGUGCAGAGCAGAAUAGGAUUGGACAGGCUGGGAGCACCAUCUCCAACUCACAUGCCCAGCCCUUUGAAUUUGCUGAUGAGCCCCAGAACACUAAAAAGAUGGGCUCUGGGCAUGAGCUGCAGCCUCUCACUGUUGUGGACCAAAGGCCCCCGAGCAGAGCCAGCAGUCGGGCCAGCAGCAGACCUCGACCUGAUGAUCUGGAGAUCUAACCCUUCCUAGUGACAUUACUUAACACAACUAUGAUAUGAAAUGCAUUAGAAGAUGCACAUGUGGCACUCAUGCGGUUUCAUUGGAGGUGGUACUUUAGCAAUCUCAGCCAGGAGAUUUUAGCAAACAUUAAACAAAAAAAGAAAAAACUUGGGGUGUUUUUUUUUAAGUGAGAAGCUGGGGUGGUGUGGGGAAGUACAGCACAUGUUGGUAUUUAAAGUAGCUGAUUUUAAAACUUAAAUGCUAAUUUUUUAAAACAUAAACACUACAGUAGGUUUUUUUUUGUUUUUUAGAAAGAUCAUAAAUGUCUGGAUAUGUGUGUGUAUAAUAUGCUGAUUUUUCUAAAGAGUUUUGUUUUUGUUAUACUAAAAAAAAGUUAAUUGAAAUGGAUGAAAUGGAGAUGGUAUUCUUUUAUUGAACAGCUGACAGACUUAGGUCAGAUUUUGAUCAUUUUCCUGUUAUGAACAUUCCAUUGUUAAAAUUUGCACUUUGAAGGAACACUCCCUGUUAUGAAUUUGUCAGUCUAUACACUCAAGCAAGUAUAAUCUGUUUCCUUGAAAUCAGUCAACUACAUUUCAAACAUGGUCCACCCAUAUAUUUUGGCCAUGUGCUUCCUGUACUUCAGGCAGACAGAUCUAAUUGAGGGUGUAGGUUGGAGGACCUGAACUCUGCACCAUUAUUGCUCACUAGAAGAUUCUGAUGACUACAAAGAGUUUUCACCAGUUACUAGGAAACAGUUGGUCAGGUGUAAUGUGUGAAGCUAGACAAUCAAGUCAUUUUUGUUUAAUGAUAUCAUCUACUGGCUGCAAACAGAAGUCCCACUGAAAUUGAUGGAAUUUGAAUAGUUUGGAUGGAAGUGCAGUUACUGAGUGCAAUGUAGCAUGACUGAAUUGAUGGGAACUUUUUUUUGACUUCAGUGAUACAUGGAUGACAACCAGAGGGAGUUCCUGUCUUGAUGGACCAACACAUUCACUUCAAUAAAGGGGACAGGUUUACACCCAUUAAAACAUUGAAGUGAAUGGAAUGGUCAUUUGUACAGGAAGUUUUGUGCAUACAUAAGGUUCCCCACAUCUACUGCACAGAGUUGAGACAAGUGUGCUUAUUUGUGUGUUAUUUCUAAAGACCUAUUUAGAAGGCAUGAAAACAUCCAAGUGCACAAGGAUGAUACACUCUCACACUAAUAUGCACACAAAAUGUUUAAACAUUUGGGGGUUUUAUAAGUAAUGAUGGUGUUUACAUUAAAUGAUUCCAGCAGUGCAAACCAAUCUGAUAGAAACUGUAAUAAUAUUUUCCUAUAUUUGACUAUAGCCGUUUUAUAAAUUUUAUGGAAUACGAAUACCAUCUUAAGAAUCAAAGCCCACUAACCUUUGAAAAACUCCCCUAUGAAUUCCAAAAGGAAGUAGUGAGUAAAGCUUCCAAAGUCACAUACUUUCCAUAUAAAUGAUUUCCUUAUGUCAGUGUUGAGAAGGAAGAAACCUGCUGGGUUACUCAGCCCAUUUCUCUGACUAGUAAUGACUUAUGCUUGAAUAACAGAGAAGGUAGUACUGUGGAGACGGAGUGGAAAGUGCUAGCCUGUCCAUAAUGUGAGAGACUUUGGGGCAAUUUACACAUCCAUGUUUGUUCUGUUGUAACAGCAGAUAUCACAUGAUCGUUUGAAGGCGUGAAAUGGCCAUUGCAGAUCACCUAUCAUGGAAAGAGCAAAGGAAUCACUUGAUAACUGCAACCUCAGUGGAUUGUGUGAAUGGACCCUUAGCAAACUGCUCUGAGCUGUAUUAAUAAUACGUUGUUUUUACAGUAAGAAGUACCUUUUACUUCUUGUUCACUUAUCAGCUCAACUGUAGCGUUAUGGUUCAAUUCAGUCUUGAUAGUUCACUCUCUCUCAGUUUUGAUAUUUGCACAUAAAAUUUUGCCUGGGGUGCAAGUGAGGCUGAAAGAGUACAAUUCUAAUUUAUUUGAAAUAUAUGCUAAGGAAAUGUACCAGUUUUGAUUUUCUUUUUCAACUGCAGUGCCUUUUAGUUCAACACAGUUCAACCAGGAACAUAGCUUGGUUUCAUUCUGCAGCAACACAGAUUUGUGGGUUUAUAUAAUAGAUUAUACUAAGUUUGACAUUCCAUGUUAAAACCAUUGUUGAGUUCAUUGAUUGCAUGUAUGCUGCCAUAGUCCAUCAGAUCACAUUUUCUGGAGAACAAAUGUUAGCCAAUAAAGUUUUAAUUUAGUAUAA
Messenger RNA from Hemicordylus capensis (graceful crag lizard), 3716 nucleotides. It is a transcript of the gene GJA1, whose product is annotated as gap junction protein alpha 1. NCBI's taxonomy places the organism in Eukaryota, Metazoa, Chordata, Lepidosauria, Squamata, Cordylidae. Gene Ontology annotation, cellular component: connexin complex. The record is from RefSeq and is a predicted model, not a curated record. The coding region runs from base 349 to 1497 and encodes 382 amino acids. Gene Ontology annotation, molecular function: transmembrane transporter activity. The transcript has 2 exons. Gene Ontology annotation, biological process: cell-cell signaling; heart development.